This is a messenger RNA of Mesocricetus auratus (golden hamster), 2279 nucleotides long. RefSeq names its product OTU deubiquitinase with linear linkage specificity like (gene Otulinl). Gene Ontology annotation, biological process: protein linear deubiquitination. The transcript is spliced from 8 exons. NCBI's taxonomy places the organism in Eukaryota, Metazoa, Chordata, Mammalia, Rodentia, Cricetidae. The coding region runs from base 138 to 1199 and encodes 353 amino acids. Gene Ontology annotation, cellular component: cytoplasm. The record is from RefSeq and is a predicted model, not a curated record. Gene Ontology annotation, molecular function: cysteine-type deubiquitinase activity.
CCGCGGUGCGCGUCAGUCUGCGCUCCAGGACGGCUGUCACGGCGGUUGAGCUCGCGAUCGCGGCCGCGGGGAAGCGAAGUGGGGCGCCGGGCGGUAGCCGGGCGAAGGGUGCGCGCGGGUGGAGCCGCGCGGCCCGCAUGGAGGCGCCGAGGAGCGCGCCGCGGGAGCGGGAGCGAGCUCGGACCCCCGCAGGAAGUGACCAAGUUCACUCCUGGAUACUAGUUACGAGCCAAGUGGUUAACACUGCCUGGAGAAUAGCAAGGGCCUUUGUGGUGAUGGCUGUGUCGCUUCUGUCAGCCUCCCUCUGCUACUUCAGAAGGCUGCAUCUGUAUUUAGGGCAUCGGCUGAAAUGGUGGAUUGGAUAUCUGCAGAGAAAAUUCAAAAGAAACCUCAGUGUGGAGGCAGAAGUAGAUUUACUCGGUUAUUGUGCAAGAGAGUGGAAAGGAGAAACACCACGUGCCAAACUGAUGCGGAGGGCUUAUGAGGAACUAUUCUGGAGGCACCAUAUUAAAUGUGUUCGGCCAGUGAAGAGAGAUAACUACGAUGCUCUCAGGUCCGUGUUGUUUCAGAUCUUCAGUCAAGGUCUGUCUUUUCCAUCAUGGAUGAAAGAAAAGGACAUCGUGAAGCUUCCUGAAAAACUACUCUUUUCUCAAGGCUGUAACUGGAUCCAGCAGUACAGUUUCGGACCUGAGAAAUAUACAGGUUCCAAUGUGUUCGGAAAGUUACGGAAAUGUGUGGAAUUAUUGAAGAUACGGUGGACUGAGUUUAGUGGGAUGAGAGAUUAUCACAAGAGAGGAAGCAUGUGCAACACACUCUUCUGUGACGCCAUCCUGGAGUAUAAGCUGUACGAAGCUUUGAAGUUCAUCAUGCUCUACCAGGUCACGGAAAUGUACGAGCAGAUGAAGACGAACAAGGUCAUCCCCAGCCUCUUCCGAAUCCUUUUUUCAAGGGAGUCGUCAUCAGAUCCUCUGAGCUUCAUGAUGAAUCACCUGAACUCCAUAGGGGACACGUGUGGAUUGGAGCAGAUUGACAUGUUUAUACUCGGGUAUUCCCUUCAAGUAAAGAUAAAAGUGUUCCGACUGUUCAAGUUUAACUCCAGAGACUUUACAGUCUGCUAUCCCGAGGAGCCUCUCAGGGAGUGGCCAGAGAUCUCGCUGCUGACCGAGAAUGACCGCCAGUACCACAUUCCUGUCUUUUAAGUCUGCGGUGGACUGAACGUCAGCUUUUCUCAGUGACAGUGGUCAUACUUGCAAGAAGAGUGUUUCUGAAAAACUCACGGGAGCAUUUCAGCCAAGGACAGCACCAAGACUACGGGAACCCUGGGUGGAGAGAGCCAGGUGCUUCGCCUUCCUCCUUCGGUGACCCCUCCACAGCGGCACACUUUUGGGGUUUGGUUGGUCGGUUUUGUCCUGUGAGACGCAUUGGAGUUGCAGCAUGAUGUGCCUUAAUACGGAGAAACUUAGUGUGGACACAAAUGGGGAGGGAAAUGGCUGACUCAGCAGCAGGGACUUUUUUUUUUUUUAAUCUCUGACCUUUGUGUUCUUUGGUAAGAAUCUCUCUGGGGACUUGGGAUGAUCAUAAAUAAACAGGGCGACAUUUUAUAAGCAUUACCUUCCUGGGAUUCUUUGUUGUUUACUAAUUUUCUAGAACCACCUGACUAAUGUUAAAAUACUGUGUGUGCAAGAAAACCCACAGAACAAGCUAACCUGGGCUCACGGGCUCACAGAGACUGAACCAACAACCAGGGAGCCUACAUGGAGCUGACCAAGGCUCUCUGCAUAUGUGUUACAGUUGUGUAGCUUGGUCCUCUUGUGGGAGCAGGGGAUGUCUCUGACUCUGUUGCCUGCUUUUGGGACCCUUUCCUCCUAUGGGGUUGCCUCAUCCAGUCUUACCAGAAGAGGAGAUGCCUAGUCUCACUGUAACUUGAUAUCCCAUGACCGUUGAUAUCCAUGGGAGGCCUGCCCUUUUCUGAAGAGGAACAGAGGAGGAGUGCAUGGAAGAGAAGAGGAGAAGGAAGUGUGGGGGGAGCUAAGAGAAGAGGAUGGAGGGGAAGCUUUGGUUGGGAUAUAAAAACAAAAAAACAAAACUAAAGUAAAUAUCGAGUGUGUAUGUACAUAUGUGUUUAUAUGUACAUAUAAAUAAAUGUAUUCACAUAUACACAAACACAACCACUGGUUUGUAAUAUUGUACAGUUUCUUUAGAUCUCUACAUUUUAGGGGGCAACUGUUGAGUCUGGUCAGUUUAUAUCAGUUUAUUUAAAUAAAAGAAGAUAAAUCCUA